Messenger RNA from Cajanus cajan (pigeon pea), 1008 nucleotides. Its product is annotated as gamma-interferon-responsive lysosomal thiol protein. Lineage: Eukaryota; Viridiplantae; Streptophyta; Magnoliopsida; Fabales; Fabaceae. The record is from RefSeq and is a predicted model, not a curated record. Gene Ontology annotation, molecular function: oxidoreductase activity, acting on a sulfur group of donors, disulfide as acceptor.
AUUCACAUCCUCAUCACACUCAGAGACACAUAAGAAAGUCUUUCUACAUUAGCAAUAUAAAGAAAAUGGUUUUUCCAAAACUAUUGAUCACCGUUGUCUUGAUGUUAGUCCUUUUCUUUUUCAUCCAUGAAUCUGAGGGUGCAUCUUAUUCUUCUACUUCACACAAUGGUGAUCAUGGUGGCGACAUUGCUUCAAUUGCUCAUCAGAAAGUUAAUCUUUCAGUGUACUAUGAUAGUCUAUGCCUACCUUGUGCAACUUUCAUUGUUAGGGAUCUGCAAAAUAUCUUUCACAACAAGCUCAUCAGCAUUAUUAAUCUUCAGCUAGUCCCUUGGGCCAAUGCUUACAUCAAUAAUACUAACAAUUAUUCCAUAUCAUGUCAGAAAGGGCCUGAUGAAUGCAAGCUAAAUUCUUUGGAAUCCUGUGUCCUUAAUAUUUGGUCUGAAGUGGACAUACAAUAUGAGAUGAUUAACUGCAUGGAGUAUAAGGCAAUUAGUGGAAUGGUUGACAAAUGGAUGGAGUGUUUAAACGAGUUGGGUUUGCCUAAGAAAGCUUUUCUCAAUUGCUUCUACACAGGAAAUGGAACAAAGCUUGGAAGAGAAUAUAUUAAUAAAAUCAAACAACUUCACCCACCUCAUUCAUUUGUGCCAUGGGUGGUGGUGAACAAUAAACCUAUUGGAAAAGACUAUGCAAAUUUUACAUACCAUGUUUGCAAGGCUUACAGAGGUGUUGCGGUUCCAGGGGUCUGCAAUCUUGCUUUGAAAUGAAUAUCACUUGUUUUACUUUUAGUCAGGUAAAAGGCUACAGAAAGAUGAUCAGCACAUAAUACUUUCUAGUUCCCAAAACAAACAUUGUCCCUGCAAAUAUGUUACUUCUAUCAUAGUUAAUUAUUAAGGGAAAGAUGAAAUAUCUUAUGUUGUUUUUAUAAGGCCAGUCACAUAUUGUUAACAUGGAAUAUUAAAUAACAUGAAAUACUAAAUAAACACAUAAUGUUGUAGAGACCUCUACUUA